Diachasma alloeum is the source of this 2565-nucleotide messenger RNA. RefSeq names its product kinesin-like protein KIF12. The transcript has 11 exons. The record is from RefSeq and is a predicted model, not a curated record. NCBI's taxonomy places the organism in Eukaryota, Metazoa, Arthropoda, Insecta, Hymenoptera, Braconidae. Gene Ontology annotation, molecular function: microtubule binding; ATP binding; microtubule motor activity. Bases 109 to 2433 code for a protein of 774 amino acids. Gene Ontology annotation, biological process: microtubule-based movement.
AGUCUAUCGCGCGCGUUCAACCUGUAACGUACUUGCCACUGUCACGCGCCAACCACCUGGAAUGAUUCCAUCUGCAAUAUCAACUCCCAGCGAACCAGAAAUCACGGGAUGGUGCUGCUGAAGAGUCCCCCACCGGGUCGAAAGAGCCAAAACAAUCCCCGAAGAUCGCGCGGCAACAGCCCUAGCGACGAUGUCAAGUCCCGUGGCAACAGUCCGUCGAAACCCGGGGGCUCAUCAACCCGAAAAUCAACACUUCGUGCUUCCAGAAGCGAGAACGGAAGUAUAGAACGCUUGACCGAGGGGGACAAGAGGGUGAUAGCUUCCAAGCACCUCCUCCCAGAGGACAACAUUAACGUGGUGAUCCGGGUUAGACCUCUGAGUCAGAAAGAGAAGAAAGCGGGCGAUGAGUCGGCCGUUCACUUCCCUGGGGAUGGGCAGAUACAGUGCGAGGUCUUCGUCGGAAUUGACAGGAAGCCGAGACUGUUCUCCUAUAACGUUGUGUUCGAGCCUGCUGCCAGUCAGGAGGAUGUCCUCCAGUAUUCCGGGAUGAAGAAGCUCAUCGAAAUGGCUGUCGAGGGCUUCAGCUGCACUGUUUUCUGUUACGGACAGACGGGGAGUGGAAAGACUCACACAUUGACUGGCCCCCCUGGUUUGUUCUCAAACAUGAACCCUUACUCGGAAGAUCACGGACUCGUCUUCAGGUCCUUCGUUUACCUCUUCAAAAUGCUUCAAGAACGGAAAGAGUGUAAUUUCGUGCUGAGAGCGUCAUUCCUCGAGAUUUAUAACGAGAAAGUGAUUGAUCUCUUGAAUCCAGGGAGCUCUAGGAAGUCGCUGGCUGUUCGGUGGAGCAAGAAAAGUCGAGGGUUCUUCGUGGAGAAUCUGUUCACCGUUGAUUGCGAGGAGUUGGACGAUCUUUUGGCGGUUUUGGAAGAAGGUAUGAGGAAUCGAUCGGUUGGCUCUCACAACAUGAACGACCACUCGAGCCGCAGUCACACCAUCCUCACGGUUCACAUAACGUCGGAACAGCAGAUGGAGAAUGGGGUUUUCAUUUCUAAACAGGGGAAAAUCAAUUUCGUCGACCUCGCGGGCAGUGAAAUGACCAAGAAGACGCAGAGCGAGGGGAAAACCCUGGAGGAGGCCAACAACAUCAACAAGAGCCUGAUGGUGCUGGGGUAUUGCAUAUCUUCCUUGAGUGAUGGCAAGAGGAAGACUGGACACAUUCCUUAUCGAGACAGCAAACUAACGAAACUGCUGGCUGACAGUCUUGCUGGGAAUGGUGUUACGUUGAUGAUUGCCUGCAUCUCUCCAGCUCGCUCGAACGCCUCCGAGACCCUCAAUACCCUCAGAUACGCGGCGAGAGCCAAGAAAAUUCGCACAAAACCAAUCGUAGUGAUGGACCCACGCGAAGCCUUGAUUUUGAGCCUCAAGAGAGAAGUCGGGGCCCUGCAGACUGAGAACGAUCACCUCAGGGCUGCCCUGCACCUGGGGAACGAUCCCCUGACAGCCAUCGCCAGUGAAACCCUCGAGAGAAGGCCUCCCAUCCACUCCCCCCAGGUCGACAUCGACAGACUAGCCGAGAUGGAGUCCCCAGAGCUCAGCCAACUCGUUCGUGCCUACAUCACCGAGAAUGAAGCCCUCAGGAGGGAGAACGCCGAGCUCUACGCCACGAGGGAUCAGGUCGUCAGGGAUCAGGAGCUCGUCUGCAGGGAGAACGAGAGGCUGUUGAAAAAAUUGGAAGACGUCAACACGGUUUGUUGCAGAUCUCCGAUCAUUCCUGCGCGUCCCACUUAUUCCGCGGAGAUUCUCAACAGUUCGGGGAGGAAUGAGGAGCUCACGGCGGGGGCCACUAAUGUGUGGACUAAUCCGAAUGAGGAGUCGGAGUUUUCCAAAAAUGGCCUCGCAAGUAACAUUCUGUCGAACCUGGAGACUGGAAUGCCAGAGAAAGUCCUGAAAGAGCUAGACAAGAGGAUUGUCGGAAGUUUUAGCAACAUAGCAGAAGCCUAUAAAGACAAGAGCCACCACCGCAGGUACAACUCCUGGGACAAUGGGAAUGUCUUUACAGACAGUCCAGACCAGAAUUCCUCCCCAGUGGACGGUAACCAGAGUUACAAGCGAACUCCCCUAAGGAGGACGUCGACAGUUCCUGAAGAGAGUCAUCCGAGGUCCGCAGGUCUCCUGGGGCCCAGGGUGGCUCCAGUCCCCUAUUCCCUGGAUGGAACACCCGAUUCGGUCCUCUCGGGGCCUCUCCUCGAGGGCCAGAUCUCGGCUCCAACCACUGGGGACUCUAUAGCCCCCACCACUCCCUUCCCGUCGGUCUCUCAGCCGUCAUCACCACUGGAGAGGCACAGGAAACCCGGGAAAAGGGACGAGAAGAUCCACAGGGCCUUCGGCAGUCCUGUCAUGAUGAACAGGGGAGACGCAGCUUUCCAAUAGGCUUGAGGCUGGUGGGCUCCUCGCUAUGGCCUACGUUAGGCUAGAACUAGUCCAUUUUCAAUCAUGUCAGAAAUGUGUGAAUAAUGAUAAUUCCGUUUUUCCAAUAAAGUUAAUUAUUGAGUUUGUAUUAAA